This is a messenger RNA of Cynocephalus volans (Philippine flying lemur), 3195 nucleotides long. It is a transcript of the gene XRCC3, whose product is annotated as X-ray repair cross complementing 3. The coding region runs from base 877 to 1911 and encodes 344 amino acids. Gene Ontology annotation, biological process: resolution of mitotic recombination intermediates; double-strand break repair via synthesis-dependent strand annealing; telomere maintenance via recombination. The record is from RefSeq and is a predicted model, not a curated record. Gene Ontology annotation, cellular component: replication fork; Rad51C-XRCC3 complex. The transcript has 8 exons. Gene Ontology annotation, molecular function: ATP-dependent DNA damage sensor activity; ATP binding; four-way junction DNA binding. Lineage: Eukaryota; Metazoa; Chordata; Mammalia; Dermoptera; Cynocephalidae.
GCUUGCAGCCACCCCACUGAAGAAAUGGAUGUGGAUCAAUUGGACCUGAAUCCCAGAAUUAUUGCUGCAAUUAAGAAAGAAGAGGAAUUUUUCCAGAAGCCCCAGCAGAUCCAGCUGUGAAGGCCGCUGGGGCCGUGAGGCUCUGGCCAGCAGGGCUGUCCUGCCGUGGAACCGACCCCAGAGCCAACCCUUUGGCUGCUCCAACAGAACCUUCCUGAAACAGCACUUUUUGCAUGAAAGCCUACUUUGAUUUUGAAGUAUCCAUGUUCGCUUUCUUUUACUUCAGACCUUUCUGUAGCCUUAUGUUUUCCACGUGUCUUUUCCAGGGAGCACUUCAGUGGUUGUGUUUUGCUUUUUCUGUGCCCCAGUCUGAUGGUCUCUGUCUUUUAACUGGAGCAUUCAGUGCAUAUGUAUUUGAGGUCAUUACUGAUAUAUUUGGGUUUAAAUCUCCCUCAUGCUGAGCUAUUUGUCCUGCUUCUUUGUGAUGUUUUCUCUUUUUUGCCACCUUUUGUGUUGGCUGGCUAUAUUUGUAAUGGUUUUUUCUUCUACUAGUUUGAAAGUAGAAAGUAAUGCACUUAUCCAAGACCAAAAUUGAUGUAUUUGCCCUCCUAAAAUAGCAGAUCCUUGGGGUGUUUUAACCCUGUAAUCUGCCCAGCUUGUGUUGCUGGUUAUAAUUCUCACGUGCUGUUGGCUGUCCCCGCCGGCCAUCCCAACUGUCCCGUGCGGCUGCCAUUGGUGUGGAUCCGGGCUCUGCUCCCCUUCUGGCACCUCCCCUUGCCUGGCGUUCAGGCCUGCAGGCAGAGGCGGCAGAAGCCUCAGUGUUGGCUUGUACAUUGGCCCUUUCUUGAGAGAUGCUUUCAGCGGGCCUGGAACUGGAUGAUGGUCACCGGCUCUCGGCACCUGGGGCAUCCACUGCUGCAGGUGCAAGCCAAACUGAAAUCAGUUAAGGAGGUUCUGCACUUUUCUGGACCAGACUUGCAGAGACUGACCCACCUCUCCCGCCCCGACAUCCAGCACUUGUUGAGAAUGGCCUCCUUACACCUGCGGGGAAGCAGUGUCCUCACAGCGCUGCACCUGCACCGGCAGAAGGAGCGGUUCCCGGCACAGCACCAGCGCCUGAGUCUCGGCUGCCCUGUGCUGGAUGGGUUCCUGAGGGGUGGCCUGCCCCUGGAGGGUGUCACCGAGCUGGCUGGCCGCAGCGCGGCGGGGAAGACCCAGCUGGCGCUGCAGCUCUGCCUGGCUGUGCAGCUCCCACAGCAGCACGGAGGCCUGGAGGCCGGGGCUGUGUAUGUCUGCACAGAAGACGUCUUCCCAAGCAAGCGACUGCAGCAGCUCAUCGCUCAGCAGCAGCGGCUACGUGCAGAUGUCCCAGGGAAGGUGCUCGGGAAGAUCAGAUUUGGCGACCAGAUCUUCAUUGAGCACGUGGCUGACGUGGACACCUUGUUGGAGUGUGUGAGUAAAAAGGUCUCCAUCCUGCUGUCGCGGGGCAUGGCCCGCUUGGUGAUCAUCGACUCGGUGGCAGCCCCAUUCCGCUGUGAAUUUGCGGGCCAGGCCUCAGCCCCCAGGGCCAGGCUUCUGCAGUUGCUGGGGGGCGAGCUACAGCGGCUGAGCAGCACCUUCCGGAGCCCCGUGCUGUGUAUCAACCAGGUGACGGAGGCCGUGGAGGAGCAGGAGGUGGCGCCUGGGCCGCCAGGCUUCUGCAAUGAGCGCGUCUCUCCAGCUCUUGGCAUAACCUGGGCAAACCAGCUCUUGAUGAGACUGAUGGUCGACCGGCGCCGUGAGGAGGCCAUGGCCGGCCACCCCACCCGGACCCUGCGCGUGCUCUUCGCCCCUCACCUGCCCCCCUCCUCCUGCUCCUACACGGUCAACGAGGAAGGGGUGCGAGGGAUGCCUGGGACUGAGUCCUGCUGAUGUGACAGCUGCAGAAAGGCCCGAACAUGUCCUAAAACUCCGUCUACAGGGACCAAGCACAGCUUCUUAAUUGAGUUUCUUGAGGUCUCUGUGGCCAUCAGCUGCACUUUCUCAACCAAAGGUAGUUUAGUGACCAUGGACCUGACCCUCCCCACCAGAGACUGGGGACUGCGGGCUCGUCUCCUGCUGUUGCUGUUUGGGCACGCCCAGCCAGGUGGGCCUGGCGUUGCUGCUAGGGAGUCACUGUGCGGACCCCCCACCCCCAGAAACAGCCAGCCCUGGUGACCCAUCUGUCCUCUGAGGACCAGCCCAGCAGCCCACGCCCUGCUUCCCCCCUAACGCCACGGGGCAUCGGGGUCCACAAGCCUCCCCUGGGCCCCAGGCCUCAGAUUCCCCCACCCCGGGACCCUGCCCUGAGGGGCCUCCCAGCAGGGUGGUCCUCAGCCCCCCCCCUCGAAGUCCCACCCAGACACACUCCACCCCCUAAAACCUUGGUUUGGUGCAGGGUGGAGGAAACACAUCAGGCCAUGGGGGUACAGAGACUUUGAGGGUAGGAGACAAGGCUAACUUGACUGUGUCGUUGCUUCUGCCACCACCAUGGCCUGACGAAGGGGCAUAGAAGCUUUGGGGCUGCUUGUGAAAGUACAUCAGUCUGUUAGGAGCACAGCUGAGGGCAAAGGGAAAUUUUAUUUUAAAAUGGAGGCAGCAUCCCUGUGUGUCCUCGGGACCUCCCCCACACCUGGCCCCAGUGGUUGUCAGCAACAGCAGCAUAGCCCUUUAGAUGUGGCAGGACACCUGCACAGACUCACCACACCCUGUAGCCCGGCCUUAAUUCCAGAUAGAAAGCAGUACCUCCUGGCAGCACAGGCUCCAGGACCUGACCAUCUGGUCAUCGAGACACGCAGCCUCUGCAUGGGCAGAGCUGUGACCACUCCAACCCCCGUCAUACCCAGCCUGUGUGUCCACAUGCCGCUUGGCAAAGCAGGGCUCAAUAAUAUACUAAAAUGGAUGCACUGGUAGCGUUGGGACCACUUCUCUAAUGAGCUGCUGUUUGCCAGGCGCUGCUCUAAGUAAUAUAUGUAUGUUCAUUUACGUUUUUGUCACACCUCGGAGAUGGGUACUGUUACUAUUCCUGCUUUCAGGUAGGGAAACUGAGGUACAGAACAGUCAGGCAACUUGACUGUUCUCUCAGAGCCCUCAGCCAGACAUUGUCCCCCCCACAGAUGAGGAGCUGAGGCCCUGCCCUGUGUCAGCCUGGGGGUGGGGGUUGUUGGGGGGGUAGGA